Messenger RNA from Cucurbitaria berberidis CBS 394.84, 1703 nucleotides. RefSeq lists its product as uncharacterized. The transcript has a single exon. The coding region runs from base 79 to 1398 and encodes 439 amino acids. Lineage: Eukaryota; Fungi; Ascomycota; Dothideomycetes; Pleosporales; Cucurbitariaceae. The record is from RefSeq and is a predicted model, not a curated record.
CGAACACGCGCACCGUAUAAGACAAGUGCAAGACUUUCCUUUGGGCGUCCACUGGACCUCUCAACCACAAAGCCUAAAAUGUGGGUGCAAGGUGUCUGCAAUCUACUCGCCACGCUAUCGAAGCCUCCAUGGACGAAGCCACUGAACUGGGACCUCCACAUGACAAUCGACGGCGAAGGACGCAUUCCAUUCCACUUAUAUGUUACGUAUGAAGAUGAUCCACCCUGCACUUCAUCGCAAGCUACCCUAUUAUCACGCUUUAGUCAGCUUUCUACAGAGCUUCAACUCCACGUCCUAGACUUCUGUUCUGCGCCUACGCUCUACAAGAUGAUGUACGCAUCUAUGCUUCGCAUCGAAGCUGCAAAACGAUUCUGGUCAGAUUCGGAUACAUACUAUCUCAUUAAGGCCUACUGGCUCUUUGGAGGUGGGCACUCAGCCUAUACAUGCUACGAUCUGUCCUUUAUGGCUUACGUACAAAAUGUGGAGAUCGAGUACGACUUGCGCUCUGAUGAUAAAAUAGCUCCUAUUCGUCAAGACGAUGUAUUAGAGCUUGAUUACAACAAGGCCCGAGAGUUUUGGAGGACCUUUCGAAUGAGAUUUCCUCGCGCAAAAAAGGUAGUGGUCAACAAGAAUUGGGAAUCGCUGACUAUUCGAUAUCAAAACGAUGAGCCUAUUGCCUGUUCUCUAAAGGUACUUGUCGAGACAUGCCCAAUUAACCUCGAGAUUUCGGUUUUAGUACUGGUGGAGGUGAGCUCUGGUGGCGAAAAGCGGACUGCACCUCCUAUUGCGAAGAAUUGGCACAGAGUACUCUAUCGUCUCGCAGAUGACGGCGAAUGGAGAAAAGUCACUACGUCUGGUUUCGAACGCAAGACUGUUCUCAUGCCUCCUAAAAGAUUUUAUGGACCGGUUGGUGAAUUCAAGGGACUCUUGCACGAACAAGAGAAGAUCCAAUUGCAACUAACAGGCCUCGGCGCGGUCGCAAUCGAAGCUUUAGAUCGACAUUAUUUCGGCAAGGAGCAUCCUGAGCCAUUUCAUUGCCCUGCGUCUGGAUGCGAUGUCUACUUCGAAAAAGCUGGACAGUGGACGCAGCAUGCCGCAGAGGCACAUGGCGUUGAGAUGUUCAUGGCACGACCUGAGAUCCUACCUCACGCAUUACAACAUGGUUUCGAAGAACGCAAGAACAAUCUGACAAAAGAGGUAGAAGCAAGAAGAAGAAAGUUCAGGAAGAUCUUUGAUGAUUGGAAUGAGGAAGGGGGUGAGAAGAGACGAGAGCUAGAGCGGGGUUGGAUUCAUCAGUUGGAUACCGACGAGGCAUGGAACACAGGGGUGAAGGGGACAGACAGUGAGCUCUGGGAACGAUUCAACAAUAUGAUGGAUCCAACGUGGUCUGGAUACUGACCAGAGGCCGGAUUUCGUUGUAAGACAGUGUUAAUGCUAUUCUACAUAGUAUUAAGGGCUUAAGGAGAGAUAGCUGCUAGAGUGUUUAAUUUGAUAGAUGCGUAGGCAUUGCUAUAGUUCUCUUGCAUAAUCCAACCGGAAGGAUUCUCGGCACAUUUUCAACCGAGACCAUGUCGGACCGACAUAGACUGUGUGGAGCAGAUUCGAAGAUACGCUCAUGACCAGAACUGGAAGAGUGAGAGGAUGCUAGCGCAAGAAUUACGCGGGGUUAUUUAUUGAUUAAUGUUAUUUAAUUUAUUGAGGGU